AUGCCAGAAUCUGAUCGUCGCCGUCCCCGAGUCGCCACUUGCGAGGAGUGGGACGAAGAUGCUCAAACAACCCGUCCAGGCACCCAAACAACGGCCAAUGUCUCCACCAAACGCUCCGACCAUGACCUUGUUCCUCGACAACGGGAGACGAACAACUUCUACACCGACUGCGGAGACUCGGGAUAUGCUAGCCGCGCUGCAACUACAGUUAGCGAAUCCACGUCCUCAAGUCGUCGCAGGAUUCCUGACUUGAAACUCGACACCGCUGGAAUUCGCGAGCGGGAGCGGAAUCCCUAUCUAUAUUCUCAGACCGCUGUCCCCAAACCACCAACUCGCCGCCAGUCUUCAUCUCAGUCGAAAGAACCCUCACCCGAAAAACGCCCGACCAGAGUAAGAGAUGAUCUUCCCCAGAGAGGAUAUUCCGACCAUUACACAAAGCACUCGGAGCCAAAGCAAGCAGCUAAGGUAGCUCGUCCGCCAAAUUCUCCAGGGGCUGUGAAGAAGGAAAUUGCAAAAAGCGCCAAAGAUGACCCAUCUGCGACCACUAAGAGCAGAAGGCUGUCGUCGAAUCAGCAACCCACGCCAGUGAACAUGUUGCCCCCAAAUGCUCCGAUGCCGAUACAAUAUGCCAUGUAUCCUGCAUACCCACAUCCGGGUAUUGCGACAUCAGGCUAUGCGACACCAGUUACACCAUCCGGCCCUUACGGUUCAAUGCCAUUUUCGUACGCACCUCCGCCUACCUUGCCAACACCAUCCUACGCGACUUAUCUGCCUCCGCCUUCCUACUUCGACCAAUUACCUGAGCCAAGAUCAGCCAGGCCAAGUCGACAUCCAAGUCCUGUCCGAAGAGCAAGCGCAUAUGGCGAACCCGUUAUCAGACAGAGCCAGCCCGACUCAGCAAUGAUGUCUCUCGAACGUAGGCCUUCGAAAGAGAGUCGACCAGCACUUCCUUCGCAUAGGUCUUCUCGUAGUACCGACGUUGAUCGAGGACAGAUGCUACCUCCACCUCGACCGCAGCAGCCUGAGGUCGUCCUCGGACGGAGACCCAGCACCAGAAGGUCCCAGACCUAUCAUCCGCAAGAGCCUACUGUCCGCGAGAGGGUCGUCUUCGAGCCGGACCAGUAUGAAAGCGAUGAUGAUCGUGAUAAUGGGCAUAUCCGUGCCGCGCCUCCGUCCUCUUUUCGUGAACGCAGAGAGUCGUCCUCCCGUCCACCUUCAUCAUACCGUCCCCUUACACAUGCGGAGCCUCGCGAGCGACCUCCGGCGAGAAAGUCCGUCUCAUAUUCCACAGGCGCCACCGUUACGAAGGUAGCAUCAUCUUCAUCGCCCGCUAUGCCUCGGCGUAUGACCGUACCUCUCGAACAGAAGGAGGCCGAGGUGGAAGAGUACCAAGCGAAACGAAACAGCGCGGCUGUUGCUGCCAGUGGCUUGACAGCCGAAGCCCUCCGCAAGCUCGAUCAGCGCACUUCAAGUUCCAAAUCCGAAACAGGAAGCAACUUCAGCCAUCAGUCGUCAUCCAAAGAUUCAUCUGGGCGCGAUCGAAGUCAGACUGCUGGCGCCAAGACCAGCAUCAUGCUCCCUGGCGGAAUGAACGUGACCAUUCCUGAAGGCUAUAUGAGCAGAGACGGCCGCCCUCUCAGCAUCAAUAUUGGGGGACUUGUCGUCUCAGUCGCUGCAGAAGGCAAAGAGAACGAGCGCCCCAAAGAGCAGAAGAGAAUCGAACGGGCACCUAGUGUGGCCAGCCGGACUUCCAAGAGAAGUGCUGCCAGUAGCGUCGUCUCCAACCCUAGAGGUCGAGACAUGCCACCUCCCGUUUCUCGACGACCAUCACAGCUGGAAGAUCGUGUCCCAACGAGUCUGAGAUCCAGCCGUCAGCCUAGUCGUGCACCGAGCAUGAGUCGAGGCAGUCAUGACUACUCCUCCAAACGACAAAGCGUCGACUACAGCAGGGAAAUUGAUUACAACAGAGAAUAUGACGACUUCUAUGCGGCAGGAUGA
This is a messenger RNA of Cladophialophora yegresii CBS 114405, 1998 nucleotides long. RefSeq lists its product as uncharacterized. Lineage: Eukaryota; Fungi; Ascomycota; Eurotiomycetes; Chaetothyriales; Herpotrichiellaceae. The record is from RefSeq and is a predicted model, not a curated record. The transcript has a single exon. Bases 1 to 1998 code for a protein of 665 amino acids.